Symbiodinium sp. CCMP2456 is the source of this 185-nucleotide messenger RNA. Lineage: Eukaryota; Dinophyceae; Suessiales; Symbiodiniaceae. The record is from the annotation of a GenBank genome assembly.
AUGGAGGAGGUUGCAGACGAUGAGACGCAGCCUGAUCCGUUCUCCAGCUCAAGCUUGGCCAAGACCGAAGUAGAAGGGAACGAAGCAGAGCCUCAGGAUGGCGAGCCCGAACAGCUUGCGAGUGAAGCAACUGCGGUGCAGACUUGGAAGCUUGAGGCUGCAGGCCCGGGCUAUGGUGUGGAUAG